GCGGGGGGCCGCAGCCAUGAUCCGGGCCUUCUCGUUCCCGGUGAGCCCCGAGCGGGGCCGGCUGCGGGGCUGGCUGGAGGGCAGCCUGGCCGGGCUCUGCGAGUUGCAUUGGCUCCGGGAGCGGCAGGAGUACCGCGUGCAGCAGGCGCUGCGGCUGGCCCAGCCCGGAAUGGGGGGCGCCGAGGCCGAGGACGAGGAGGACGCCGAUGAGGACGAAGAUGCGGCGGCGGCGCGCCGGGCCGCGGCGGCCCUGGAGGAGCAGCUGGAGGCCCUGCCCGGGCUCAUCUGGGACCUGGGCCAGCAGCUGGGAGACCUGAGCUUGGAGUCCGGGGGCCUGGAGCAGGAGAGCGGGCGCAGCUCGGGCUUCUAUGAAGACCCCGGCUCCACGGCAGGUGCAGACUCGCCGUCCUCGACCUUUUGUGGGGACAGUGGCUUCUCUGGAUCUGGCUCCUAUGGACGCCUGGGUCCCUCUGCACCCCGCGGCAUCUAUGCCAGCGAGAGGCCCAAGUCCCUAGGAGAUGCCAGUCCCAGCGUUCCGGAGGCGGUGGGCGUGCGGGCCGCGGUGCCGCGGUCCUUCUCCGCGCCCUACCCGACGGCUGCGGGGUCCGCGGGCCCCGAGGCCUGCUCCUCGGCGGAGCGGCGGGCCCGCGCAGGGCCCUUCCUGACGCCCAGCCCCCUGCACGCCGUGGCGCUGCGCAGCCCGCGGCCCUGCGCCCGCCCUCCCGCCGACUCGCCCGACGCGGCGGCGGGCGCCGGGCGGCCCCUGGACGGCUACAUCUCGGCGCUCCUGCGCAGGCGCCGCCGCCGGGGGGCGGGCCAGCCCCGGACCAGCCCCGGGGGCGCGGACGGGGGCCCGCGGCGCCAGAACAGCGUGCGCCAGCGGCCGCCCGACGCGUCCCCGCCCCCCGGAGGCGCGCGUCCCGCGCCCGAGGCCCCAGUGGAGCGCGUCGGGGGCCGCCCCACCAGCCCCGCCGCCCUGAGCCGCGCCUGGGCCCCUCCGUGGGAGCCGGAGGCGGCGCCCGAGCCCGCCGGGCCGCCCGCAGGGCCCUCGCCGCCCGACAGCCCCGCCGAGGGCCGCCUGGUGAAGGCGCAGUACAUCCCCGGCGCGCAGGCCGCCACGCGCGGGCUCCCGGGGCGCGCGGCGCGUCGCAAAGCGCCGCCGCUGACCCGCGGCCGCAGCGUGGAGCAGUCGCCCCCCCGGGAGCGCCCCCGGGCCGCGGGCCGCCGCGGACGCAUGACCGAGGCCGCGGGCCGUCGGGGCUCGCCCCGGGCGCGCAAGGCCGCGCGCUCGCAGUCGGAAACCAGCCUGCUGGGCCGCGCCGCCGCGGUGCCUCCGGGCGCCCCCAAGUACCCCACGGCCGAGCGGGAGGAGCCCCGGCCGCCGCGACCCCGCCGCGGCCCAGCGCCCACGCUCGCGGCCCAGGCCGCCGGCUCCUGCCGUCGCUGGCGCUCCACCGCCGAGAUCGACGCGGCGGACGGGCGCCGCGGACGGCCCCGGGUCCCCGCGCCGCGCGGCCCCGCGCCCGGCCCCUCGCCGUCUGUUCCUCCGCGCCGCCUGCUCUACGGCUGCGCGGGCAGCGACUCCGAGUGCUCGGCGGGACGCCUGGGGCCCCUCGGCCGCCGCGGGCCCCCGGGAGGUGCCGGCGGCGGCUACGGGGAGAGCGAGUCGAGCGCCAGCGAGGGCGAGUCGCCCGCCUUCAGCUCGGCCUCCAGCGACUCGGACGGCAGCGGGGGCCUCGUGUGGCCGCAGCAGCUGGUGGCGGCCACCGCGGCCCCCGGGGCUGGAGGCGGGGCGGGCGGCGGGGCGCCCGCGGGCCCUGCCAAAGUCUUCGUGAAGAUCAAGGCGUCCCACGCGCUGAAGAAGAAGAUCUUGCGUUUCCGUUCGGGUUCGCUCAAGGUCAUGACCACGGUGUGACUCCGGGGACUCCCCCUUCCCGGCCUCUGCACCCUCGCACUCCCGAUCGCCGACCCUCCCACGUGAACCUUCCAAAGACCACCGGGUUUUUGUUUUCCCCAAAGACCCUCCUCACUCCCCCUGCCCCCCCCCCCCCCCCCCGCCACAGCGGUCUGGGUCUGCAGGGAGAAACGGGGCGGGGAGGAGGGGGCAGAGUCCCAUCCAGGGUGACUUCUGGCUUCGAAGCCCUUGGGCGAGGAUGCCAUUGCUCCUCCGCAGGCCUCACUCUCCACACCUGUACAAUGGGUGUCCGCGUCGGCGGAAGCGGUGAUUCGGGUCGAAUCUCCCCACCUUAGAAGCUUAGUCUGUCGGUUAGCCUGUCACUUCCGUCACUGACCGCCCCCCCACCCCCAGCCUCCUUUCUGUGCCCUGGCUCAUUCACAAAGUGCCCCUCCAUGUUCCUGGACCCUCAGGCUGAUCCCCCUUGGCAUCCUGGUCAGGGACUUGCCCUGACUCAGGUGGGCAGGGCGGGAGCUCCAACCGGGGGGUUUUGAGGGUCAAACAGGACUUGGCGACACCUGGAAAGGACUCUUCUACCUCCCUCUCUGGACAGCUUGGGAGGUAGGAGAGGGAAGGAAGACGGUCUCCAUCUCGCGCUCCCCCUGUGAGGGAGUGGGGGGAGCCUGAGGACCCUCGGCUGGUCCAAGCCAGUAUCUGUUUUCUCCUUUUUUUUAAUGGCUGUAUUUAUUAUGACGAUGGCGACUCCCCAGUCCACAGGGAGCCGGAUUGCCUGUGUUUCUCUGACCUCUUUGUAAAUAAAUACACAGUGUUACAUACACGCUGGGCUGCGUC
Messenger RNA from Lepus europaeus (European hare), 2746 nucleotides. RefSeq names its product guanine nucleotide-binding protein G(I)/G(S)/G(O) subunit gamma-8. The record is from RefSeq and is a predicted model, not a curated record. Gene Ontology annotation, biological process: G protein-coupled receptor signaling pathway; negative regulation of canonical Wnt signaling pathway. Lineage: Eukaryota; Metazoa; Chordata; Mammalia; Lagomorpha; Leporidae. Gene Ontology annotation, molecular function: G-protein beta-subunit binding. Gene Ontology annotation, cellular component: cytoplasm; heterotrimeric G-protein complex. The transcript has 4 exons. The coding region runs from base 17 to 1915 and encodes 632 amino acids.